Messenger RNA from Protopolystoma xenopodis, 1167 nucleotides. NCBI's taxonomy places the organism in Eukaryota, Metazoa, Platyhelminthes, Monogenea, Polystomatidea, Polystomatidae. The record is from the annotation of a GenBank genome assembly.
CCGGACUUCGCUUGGUCUCUGGGCCUGGAGUCGUCGACUGUUGUGACGGCCGACUUGACGACCCCAACAGACGUCAUGCUUUCGGCCUGCGUGGCCGGGGCCAUUGGCCGGACCGAGGCGAGAAGGAGCCAUUCUGAAGGGUCGAAAAGUGAGAUCAAGGAUUGCCCGACCGGUGACAUGCUGCAUGAACCGUCGGAGCCACCACGACCCUCAGGUCUCACCGAUGGUCAGUCUGGCGGCAUGUAUCCUGAUCAGGUGCUGGCCGGCAUUUACGACACCGUCUCUGGGCCCGAUCUUCUGCCAGGCCCCAGCGACGAGCUGGCCUCGGGUCACCUAGGCGCCGCUACCGCUGCCGUCUCGAGCUUCUCGAUUGACGACCGGAUGUUGACGGCCACCGAUGACGGCCUCUUGAAAAUGGAAGCUACUGAAGAUCGCUUAGUGGAGCCUGGCAUUGGCGGCUCGGGAGGCGGCUGUGGGGGCAACGGCAGCAGCAGCGGCGGCGGAGGCGGUGGUGGUGGCAGUGGUAGUGUCGGUGGUGGUGGUGGUGGCGGCGGUGGCAACGGCAGCACUGGGGAGGGUAGCGGUAGCUACGAAGGUGUGACUCGCACCGAUUCGGACGGCCAGUCUGGAACGGCGCUUUCCCUUCGACCGGUCGUCUUCGACGAGAAUGCACCUCGGCUGGAGGCCGUCGGCUUCGAGGCUGUCGCCUCGAGUGCCCAGACAGCCUCGGUCGUUGAGCGUCAACAAGUGGCAUGCGUUGCUGUGCCAACGUCUUCGGUGAAGAGCAACCUUCCGACGGCCGUCUCGAUGAGCACCCCCACCUCACGCUCCUCGGGACAGGGCUGCACACGUCGGGGGGGGAUCGAGCGUCUCUGUGACACGUUGAAGGCUAGUGUACAGAGCCUUGCGGCUUUCGGCGGUGGCCUUGGCGACCGAGUGGCGGCCGUGACGGCGAUCAGCAGCAAUUCGCGUCACCAACAUUCCGCUGGGCACAUGGUGAUGCCGACGGUGGCAACUGCCGGUGGGCACGCAGGCUUUGGUCGGUGGAGCCGGCUGUUUCAGCCCAUUGAGGAGAAUGACACUACUGCGGCAUGUGAGCUUAGUGGCUGUGAUAGAGCAAAAUUGCGAUCGACGUUCGAAGGAAAUGAAAGGGGACAUAUACUCUGA